UCUACAGAGCAGUUGCCCUUGCUUUUGUAACACAUCUAUUUACAAAACCUUUACCGAAAACCCAGUUUGCUUAAACUUUCUCUGAGCUGAGCUGGAAAACACCAACUCCCUGCCCAUUGACUCAUUCUAGGAAACCUUUUCAGUUAAGGACAUAGUUACACAUCUUGAUAAGGACCUGGAAGAGUGCAGAGUCGGUGGUGCAGGCCCUUGAUUCCCAAGGAAGGUGGGGCCGGGAAUUUCAGGCCAUCCUUAGCUACAUAGAAAAUUCAAGGUCAACUUGAGAGAGAGGAAACCUUAUCUCAAAACAACCACCACCACCGUCACCAUUACCUGGAAUGUAAAGAAGGAGCAGAAUCAGUCUGGUUUCAGCAGAAGUGGCUCCAGGUUCCACAAAGACUAGAAAGAGGCUUGGAAGGGGCGUAAGGAAAGUAAGGGAAUAAGGGCUUGUUUGGCAUGGAUCAGUAGAAUGACAGUUCCCUGAUAUGCUUUGGCACAAUCCAGACUUUUGUAGCGGUAUCUUUCCCAAUCUUUCUUUUAUACACAAUUUCAACACGUACCAAGUUGUAAAACAAGGUUAAUCAUUAUGCAUCUCCCUUACUUAACAAACGCUAAAGGGCUUAGCACAGAGGCUCCCUCUAAGAGAACCCGGAACACUUUAAGCUGUAACAGCAAGUCCAGGGAGGCCUAAAAGCCACAAGCCAGAACCACAAUCAGAACCAAUGCACGCAUUUACCACCCAGAACCCGAACCGGAUGGCACCUACUGUGAUCCUGGACCCCGCGGGUGGUUGCCUUUGUGACCAGCCGGUGCACAUCGCCGUGUGUGGCCUGGCCCCCGAGCAGCCCAUCAUGUUGCGCUCUGUCCUGCGCGACGAGAAGGGCGCGCUCUUCCGAGCCCACGCGCGCUACCGCGCGGACUCCCACGGCGAGCUGGACCUGGCGCGCGCGCCCGCGCUGGGCGGCAGCUUCUCGGGGCUCGAGCCCAUGGGGCUGCUCUGGGCCAUGGAGCCCGAUCGGCCUUUUUGGCGAUUGGUCAAGCGCGACGUGCAGACGCCCUUCGUGGUGGAACUGGAGGUGCUGGACGGACACGAGCCCGACGGCGGGCAGCUGCUGGCGCGGGCGGUGCAUGAGCGUCACUUCAUGGCUCCCGGGGUGCGGCGCGUGCCUGUGCGCGAGGGCCGGGUGCGCGCCACGCUCUUCCUGCCCCCAGGAACUGGACCCUUUCCUGGGAUCAUAGACCUUUUUGGAAUUGGAAGUGGCCUUCUGGAGUAUCGGGCAAGUCUGCUGGCUGGGAAGGGCUUUGCCGUCAUGGCUCUGGCUUAUAACAACUACGAGGACCUCCCUAAGGACAUGGACAAUAUCCACCUGGAGUACUUUGAGGAAGCUGUGACCUACCUGCUCAGUCACCCUCAGGUAACAGGUUCAGGAGUCGGGGUCCUUGGCAUUUCCAAAGGGGGUGAACUUGGCUUUGCCAUGGCCUCCUUCCUGAAAAAUAUCACAGCUGCUGUCAUCAUCAAUGGCUCUAUAUCCAACAUCGGCGGAAAAUUACAGUACAAGGAUGAGACCGUGCCCUCCGUGGGCAUAAACACCAAGCGAGUCAAGAGAACCAAAGAUGGCCUCAAAGACAUUGUGGAUCUUCUAAACAAUCCUCUGGAAGGACCUGACCAGAAGAGCUUGAUCCCCGUGGAAAGGUCUGACACAGCCUUCCUGUUCCUCGUAGGUCAGGAUGACCACAACUGGAAGAGCGAGUUCUAUGCCAGAGAGGCCUCCAAACGCCUGCAGGCACAUGGGAAGGAGAAGCCUCAGAUCAUCUGCUACCCAGAGACAGGCCACCAUAUUGAGCCUCCUUACUUCCCACUGUGUAAGGCUUCCCUGAACAGCCUGGUGGGUAGUCCUGUCAUCUGGGGAGGGGAGCCCAGGGCUCAUGCCAUGGCUCAGGUGGACGCUUGGCAGCAACUCCAGACUUUUUUCCACAAUCAUUUGGAUGGCAAAAAGAAGACAAUCCCAGCAAAACUGUGAUUUUUAUUUAAGAUCUCUGAUGCUUCUCUCUCCUGAGGAAGCUUCUACUGUGUGUGUGUGUUUCUCUUUUACAUCAAUGUAGAUUCUUUCCCUCCUCCAACUUUUUUUUCAGCUGCAGGCCUUAUUGAUAAGUCUUGAAGGGAAGUGAUUAUACAGAAAACAUAAGGCAUUGCAGAAACUGCCGUUUUUCAGAAACUCCGUCUCCCAGCGAGCUAUAGUGCUGAAAGAAAGACCAAGUCACUGCUACAUCCCUGGAGGAGUUCAAGGACUACUUGCUAAAUUGCUGAUUAAAAACAAACAAAUGAUUCCCUGCUGUUUAGACAAACAUCGACAGGAACUGAAAAGAUGGCUCAGCAGUUAAGGGCACACACUGCUCCUAUAGGACCCAAGUUUUGGUCCAGGUACCAGAACAACUGACUGUAACUCCAGCUCUGAGGGAUGCAGAGCUCUCGUCUGACCUACUUGGACACCCAUACACAUGUGUACACACACACACACACACACACAUAUACACACAAGCACACAUGCACAAGCACACAUGAAUAAAAAUACAUGGUUUGAAAGAGUAAACAUCUGUGUGGUGGUGACACACACCUUUCAUCCCAGCACUGGGGCUGGGGGGGAGGAUGGGAGUGGAGAGUGGGGAGUGGGGACAGAGGCAGUCGGAUCUCUGCAAGUUGGAAGCCAACCUGGUCUAUAGAGGGAGUUCCAGGACAUCGAGGGUUACACAGAGAGCAAAGAAACCCUACCUGGAAAACAAAGUCAUAAACAAUGGUCCUGUGUGGGCUCUGUCCUGUGGACUCCACUGACUGGAGAUUUAUGUAUAUAGACUUUCACAUGCUACAGUCUACACAGCACACCACACUCACUUGGAGGGAGCAGUCUGCAAGUGACUUAAAGGUUAUGUGUGUAUUAUCUGGAAAUACUAUUGUAUCCGAGAAACGUCAGCCAUUGCAGAUUUGCCAUCUGUAUCAAAUGCUUACAACUACCAGAGGACAACUCUAACAUCACGUGUGCUGCGACCUCACAGGUGAGUUUAUUCUUUUGAGAUGGAAUUACUACCUUAGUCACCAACUAAUAAGAGCCCAACAAUAUCAAAUUUCAAAGGAACUUCAGUUUACCUCUUGUUUUUUUCUUUUGAGUGAAUAAGGAUUUUUUUUUUCUGAGCCAACAAAUUGUGUUAGGUUCCUGUUUAUGCGUAGGGAUACAAGAUUCUGUUGCUUCAAACCUUGAUAAAAUGUUAUUUAACUAUGCAAGUAAUUUUAACAGUGGUAAACAUGUAUAUAAUAAUAUCACUAGAUACACAUAGUUCCAAAAUAAUAAGCAUUUCUUAAGCCUUAGAUAUGCUUAAAAUAAAAAUACUCCGAUGGUUAA
Messenger RNA from Mus caroli (Ryukyu mouse), 3392 nucleotides. RefSeq names its product acyl-coenzyme A thioesterase 3. Lineage: Eukaryota; Metazoa; Chordata; Mammalia; Rodentia; Muridae. The record is from RefSeq and is a predicted model, not a curated record. Gene Ontology annotation, molecular function: fatty acyl-CoA hydrolase activity. Gene Ontology annotation, biological process: fatty acid metabolic process; acyl-CoA metabolic process.